This is a messenger RNA of Lipotes vexillifer (Yangtze River dolphin), 2577 nucleotides long. RefSeq names its product GRIP and coiled-coil domain containing 1 (gene GCC1). Gene Ontology annotation, cellular component: Golgi apparatus. The transcript has 2 exons. Lineage: Eukaryota; Metazoa; Chordata; Mammalia; Artiodactyla; Lipotidae. The record is from RefSeq and is a predicted model, not a curated record. The coding region runs from base 249 to 2576 and encodes 775 amino acids.
CGAGCCCUGGCACUGUGCUCCUCUCGUGCCAGCGUCGCCCCGCCUCUAGGAUAGGACCCGCCCCUGCCCUGCUGCCUGGGACCUGGCGGGCGCUUCUGUCAGGUUGCCCCGCUGCCCUGCAUCCGGUCUCGAAUAGCUGUGAGGAGCGGGUGUGCGGCCUUAGGGACAACUCUCUCCCCGCCAGCGUCUUCGUGACCCUCUCCCAGGCUGUCCGAAUACUGACGUGGAACAACUCGUUCUGAACCCUCAUGGAGAAGUUUGGGAUGAAUUUCGGGGGCGGCCCAAGCAAGAAGGACCUCCUGGAGACCAUUGAGACCCAGAAGAAGCAGCUCCUCCAGUACCAGGCACGUCUCAAGGAUGUAGUCCGCGCCUAUAAAAGUCUGCUGAAAGAGAAAGAGGCGCUGGAGGCCAGCAUUAAGGUGCUGUCGGUAUCCCACGAGGCGGAUGUGGGCCUUGCAGGUGUCCAGCCUCAAGGCCUCACCUUUCCUGACUCUGUGGAUGACCUAUGCUCCACUCACAGUGAGGAUAGCACCGGGACCGCCACAAGCUUAGAUACUGCAGCCAGUCUCACCAGCACCAAGGGUGAGUUUGGGGUAGAAGAUAACAGACUGGCCCGUGGACCACCACCUCUAAAGUCCGAAGAGGCCAGUGGAUCGGAGAGCGGCGUUAGCAGUAGUAGUGGGGAUGGACCGUCUGGGAGUGGGGAGGUGGACAAACGACUGCACCAGCUGAAGACUCAGUUGGCCACUUUGACCAGCUCUUUGGCUACAGUCACCCAGGAGAAGUCCCGCAUGGAAGCUUCUUACCUGGCUGACAAAAAGAAGAUGAAACAGGACUUAGAUAAUGCCAGUAAAAAAGCAGAGGAGGAGAGGGGCCGGCUGGAGGGAGAACUGAAGGGGCUGCAGGAGCAGAUAGCAGAAACCAAAGCCCGACUUAUCACGCAGCAGCACGAUCGGGCCCAAGAGCAGAGUGACCAUGCCUUGAUGCUGCGUGAGCUCCAGAAGCUGCUGCAGGAGGAGAGGACCCAGCGCCAGGACUUGGAGCUUCGAUUGGAAGAGACCCGAGAAGCUCUGGCUGGGCGGGCCUAUGCAGCCGGUCAGAUGGAAGGGUUUGAACUGCAAACCAAGCAGCUGACCUGUGAGGUAGAGGAGCUAAAAGGUGAGCUGCAGGCUCUUCGAGAUGAGAAGAAUCGGCCUGACCCCCGGCUGCAGGAGCUUCAGGAAGAGGCCGUCUGCCUUAAAAGCCAUUUCCAGGCUCAGUUGCAGCAGGAAAUGAGGAAGACAGCCCUCGCCGAAGAUCAGCUACGACAGCAGUCGCAGUUGGAAGAGCAGAGGGUGGCGGCCCUGGAGAAUCAAAUAUCUGAGGUGUCGGAACUGCUGGGCACCUAUGAGAAAGCCAAGCAGAAGGACCAGCUGGCCAUCCAGAAGCUGAAGGAGCGCAUUCUUCAGCUGGACCUGGAGAACAAGACACUGGCGCUAGCGGCCUCUAGCCGGUCCUCUCUGGACAGCCAUGGAGAGGAGUCCAGUCUGGAUGUCAAUGUCCUGAAGGACAAGAUGGAGAAGCUGAAGAGGCUGCUUCAGGUUGCGGCCAGGAAGAGCCAGGUGACCUUGGACGUGGAGAAGCUCUGCAACCUGGAGAUAAUGCCCAGCUCAGAGGCUGCCGACGGGGAGAAGGCCAGCGCGCUCUACUACCAGCAGGAGCUGAAACAGCUGAAGGAGGAGUUUGAGAGGUACAAGAUGCGGGCCCAGGUCGUCCUCAAGAGCAAGAACGUCAAAGACGGGAACCUGGGCAAGGAGCUGGAGGAAGCCCGGGAGCAGCUGGCGGAGCUGAAGGAGAAGUACAUCUCGCUGCGGCUGUCCUGCGAGGAGCUCGACUGCCAGCACCAGCAGGAGGCUGAGGGCUGGAAGCAGGAGCUGGCCCGGCUGCAGCACAUCCACCGGCAGGAACUGGAGCGGAGCCAGCUGGACUUCAGGGACCGCACGCUGAAACUGGAGGAGGAGCUGCACAAGCAGCGGGAUCGGGCCCUGGCUGUGCUGGCCGAGAAGGACCUGGAGCUGGAGCAGCUGCGUUCCGUGGCCUUGUCCUCUGGGCUGCCGGGACGCAGAAGCCCUGUGGGCAGUGUGGGCCCCGGUGAUCCGGCGGACACAUCUGCUCCGGACAGCCUGACCCAAGCCCUGCAGCUAGCUGCGGCCAACGAGCCCACUUUCUUCCUUUACGCCGAGCAGUUGGCCCGCAAGGAGGUGGAGAUCACGUCACUGAGGAAGCAGAAGCACAAGCUGGAGGGGGAGGUGCAUCAGCUGCAGGAUCGGCUGCUGGAGGAGGGGGAGCGGCAUCGGGAGGAGGUGGGAGCCCUGCAGAGCCACAUUGCAAAGAACAUCAGGGACCAGAGUCGGGAGGGAGCCAACCUGGAGUACCUCAAGAACAUCAUCUACCGCUUCCUGACCUUGCCGGACACCGUGGGCCGCCAGCAGACGCUCACCGCCAUCCUCACCAUCUUGCACUUCAGUCCGGAGGAGAAACAAGUGAUCAUGCGGCUCCCAGCCGGUGGUAGUUGGUGGCCUUCUGGCAAGAGAUGAU